AGAUACAAACUGUGACAAAAAGAAAGAUAAUCAGUAUGCAAGAAAAAUCCGGUUAACAACAACAAAAUGAGUGACAUGUUUGUAAAGGAUUUGCAACUGUAGCAACGUGUAGAAUGAAAAUAGGUUACAGUUAUGAUAAAACAUCAAAACGAAGUACAUACAAUUUAAAAUGUGGUAGUUUUUAGUUAGCUAAAAAUGAAUCAUCACAGAAUCAUCCGAAAGAACGGUCAGUGUAAUAUUCAACAAAACCAAAUGGAUUUUUAUUGGAGCUACAACAAACUAAUAGACUCGUCUUGGUGCUCCACCCUGUUCCUCUACUUAAUAAUUUUAUUGUCGUCUUGGUGUGCAUUUGGGGCACUCUACUGGGUGAUAUGUGAUGCACACGGCGAUUUCGAUCCGAACCACCUGCCCGAGUUGCAAGAAGCCUCCAAUCACACCCCCUGCAUUUAUGAGAUGUACAAUUUCGCCUCCUGUUUUCUGUUCAGCAUCGAGGCUCAACACACGGUGGGUUACGGAAUCAGGGCUCCGACCGAAGAGUGUUCUGAGGCGAUUUUCGUGAACAUAAUCCAGUGUAUCGUCGGUUUUAUAAUGCAAGGCUUCAUGGCCGCCAUCAUUUUCGCUAAGAUGACGUUGCCAAAGUUUCGCAGCACAACCAUGAUGUUCUCGAAACGUGCCGUUAUCACCACGAGAAAUGACGUGAAGUAUUUUAUGUUCAGGAUCGGAGACAUUAGGAAGAGUUACGUGUCUAAUCCGUCAUGCAGAGCGUUUUACGUGCACACAGAACUGACGGCAGAAGGAGAGACGUUGAAGGGACAACAAAAGGAGUUGAAGCUAAAAGCUGAUGGUUGCUGUGGUGAUUUUUUUUUCAGUUGGCCUUUGGUGAUGGUACACGAAAUCGACGAGCAUUCACCUUUAUACCAAUUACAAACCAACAAAGAUCAAUUCGAGAUCGUGGUAGUUUUGGAAGGAGACGUUGACAGUACCGGUCAAACCACGCAGGGCAGGACCAGUUACACGAUCGAAGAAAUCGUUCUCGAAGCUAACUUCGAAAAUAUGAUGUCUAUUAACAGAUAUAAAAAUGGGUAUGAGAUUGAUUUUUCUAAAUUUGACAUUUUAAUACCAAAAUAUGGGGAAUAAAAUUAAUAUUAUUUGUGGUUUGUUUCAUUUUGUAAA
Molecule: messenger RNA, 1173 nt
Organism: Aethina tumida (small hive beetle)
Lineage: Eukaryota; Metazoa; Arthropoda; Insecta; Coleoptera; Nitidulidae
Product: ATP-sensitive inward rectifier potassium channel 12
Exons: 1
Coding region: 196-1137 (313 amino acids)
Biological process (GO): regulation of monoatomic ion transmembrane transport; potassium ion import across plasma membrane
Cellular component (GO): plasma membrane
Molecular function (GO): inward rectifier potassium channel activity
Source: RefSeq, a predicted model, not a curated record